AUGUUCUCUUCCUUCCUUCCGUUCCAGGUUGAGUAUACGGAAUGGACGGUCAACUAUAACUAUGUGGAGAAUUGGAACGCUAAGGACUUUGACGACUCUGCUUGGCAGAAAAGCAAGGCCAGUGCCUUUACUUCUGGCUCUGGAAUCACUACCUAUAUUCGCAAGAACAUCGAGAUUCCUGACAUCAACAGCUAUUACGUGUUGAACGUUCGUGUGAAGUAUGCUGGAGGAGUUGCUGCUUACUUCAAUGGACGACUCGUGGCUCGCUUCAAUCUGGAGGAAGAUUUCGCUGAUGACACGCAGUCCAUUGAAGUGCAUAACCAAGAUGAGUUCUCCAAGUUCCAUGUGAUUCUGACGACGGUUAAUGGAGAGACUGGAAAGAAUGUGAUGGCCUUUGAAGUUCAUCGUCCUAUUGGCCAAUCUUCUUCGAGCCCUGCUGUGUUCGAUGCUACUGGCGUGUUCGGAGUGAACGAGUGCUCGGUUCUGGUGGAUACAUACUCGGAUAUUUCUGGAUCGCCUGUUACUCUUGUUGAAGCUGAAUCUUUGCUGGAUCUGAAUCCCACAACCUAUGGAUAUCAGGCGAACACUCAGGGAACGCGUCUUGACUGGGAAGUGGAGAACUUGGAGGGAACCAAGUUCAACCACUUCGCCAUGCAGACUGUGUAUGCUCGUACUGGACUUGGAUUCUCUCUCUAUGUCCGCGAUGAUCGGAACGACGAGUACACUUCUGCUCUUGCUCUUCUUAGUCAGAGCACUCUGGCGUUGCAACGUACUGCUUUCUCUGUGCCUGUGGGUAUUGCUGGCUUCCGACAGCUCAGAUACCAGGUGGAUGUUCCUGCCUCCGCUGAUGUGUACGUGAGCUCGUACAUGCUUUUGUACUGCAAGCCUAGUGGAACUGGAGUGUGUCCUGGAAUCGGUGAUUAUCCCUCCGUGGGAGAGGGAGAAAUCUCGCCUGCAGACUGCGAACGUGGAUAUCGUGGAUACUCGUACCGUACUUGCACAAAUGGUCAGCUGGGUAAGAUCAACAACCAGUACUGUGUGCAGAAGGUUCCCUCAAGAAUCACCUACAGUGCGAGAAUCUUUAACCUCAUCAUUGGUGUGAACACCCAGAUUGCAGCUCCCAGAUAUAAUAACAUUAUUGAGGAGUUCUAUUUGGCUGAGAACACCUUCCUGCCCGCUGGCUUGGUGCUGAACGCCAAGACCGGAGAAAUUACUGGAAUUGCCACGGAGGAAGUUGCGUUGAGAGCCUACACGAUCUAUGGAAAGAACCAGGUUGGCUCGGACUCUGUUGUUAUCAAUCUCUCUGUGAAGAAGGGAACCUGCAAGGCGGAGGGUAAUUUCGAGACUACGAAUGUUGGUGAGGUCUAUAUCUAUGAUUGCGCUAAGGGUGGUUCCUAUGUGGGUACCGAGAAGAGAGCUUGCAAUCUUGGUGAAAAGGACGGAGAAUGGGGUCCAGUCUCUGGAUAUUGUAUGCCGAUCGCGAUGAUCAUCAUUCUGGUAAUCGUUGCGAUUAUCAUUAUUGUUAUUGUUGCCUUCGUUCUGAUUCGUGUGACUGGAAGAGCGAAGGCUGUGGGUGGCGUCAAGGGAAGAAGUGCGAGAGCCACACCGUCAAAGAAGAGUCUGUCCAAGAAGGAGAGCACGAAGAAGGCUGUAAAGGUUUAA
Molecule: messenger RNA, 1662 nt
Organism: Blastocystis hominis
Lineage: Eukaryota; Bigyra; Opalinata; Blastocystidae
Exons: 1
Coding region: 1-1662 (553 amino acids)
Source: RefSeq, a predicted model, not a curated record